AUGGCUGAAAUGGAAGACGGAAGAAAAGGUCCACGAUUUGGUCACCGCCCUCAUCGACCAAGACCGCCCGGGUACUGGAAAGUCGUUCCCAGUAAACUGAUCAGACCUCGACACCAAGUCGUCGGGAUCAGGAUCAAUAAACUUGGGCCCUGUAAACAGGAGCUUGACGGAGGGACUGGGCUGCGCCUAUCAACCACAAUCGCCGCGAUUGAGACGUGA
Molecule: messenger RNA, 219 nt
Organism: Fusarium poae
Lineage: Eukaryota; Fungi; Ascomycota; Sordariomycetes; Hypocreales; Nectriaceae
Exons: 2
Coding region: 1-219 (72 amino acids)
Source: RefSeq, a predicted model, not a curated record